Molecule: messenger RNA, 1515 nt
Organism: Anastrepha ludens (Mexican fruit fly)
Lineage: Eukaryota; Metazoa; Arthropoda; Insecta; Diptera; Tephritidae
Product: gamma-butyrobetaine dioxygenase-like
Exons: 5
Coding region: 95-1363 (422 amino acids)
Biological process (GO): carnitine biosynthetic process
Cellular component (GO): mitochondrion
Molecular function (GO): oxidoreductase activity
Source: RefSeq, a predicted model, not a curated record
UUUAACUUUCAUUCCAUACAGAGCAAAAGUGUUAACUAGACAUAGGCCUAACUAUUCUAAAUUCUUUGUAUUCAUUGUAAGUGUGCGUGCAAGGAUGCGAACAAUAACGAGUUGCUUUUUGCGCAAGCUACUCUCGCCUAUGCAAUCGUUUCGGUUGCAAGGACUGUCGCUCCGCCACAUCAGCACCACUGUGCGCGAACACGACCAAAUGCUGCUGAUCAAGGAGCAUCCGCAGCAAUCGGCGAAAGCGAUGCAAUUUCCAGGCAUUUGGCUACGCGAUAACUGCCAGUGUGAGCAGUGUUUUCAUCGGGAAUCAUUGAGCCGCAAACCGAAUAGUUGGACGAACUUCGAUACGAAAGUGAAAGUGCAAAAUGUUACGGUGGAUGAGUCACGACAAGCUGUAAAUAUAGUUUGGUCCGAUCGGCACCGUUCAACAUUUUCAUUGAGUUGGUUAAAGGAACGCGAUUUCUCGUCCGAAGCACGUGAGCGAUAUAUGAAUGAAUGGUAUCGGCCACAAGCGAAGCAUUGGGGUAAGGCUGAUUUUGAUAAGAUAUUGAAAAAGUUUGAUUACUGGGACGUCAUGCGCAGUGGCCCGGUUCUCUUGGAGUGGCUGGAGGCUUUAACAAUUCAUGGGGUUGCGAUGCUCAAAAACUCACCGCUGGAUGUUGGCGCUGUAAAAUCAUUAGCCAAACGCAUUGGAUUCAUGCGCAAAACCAAUUACGGAGCGGAAUUCAGCAUACGCUUUCGACCAGAUGCAAAGAAUUACCUGCACAUGUCCGAGACGCUGCCGCUGCACACCGACUUGCCCUACUAUGAGUAUAAACCCAGUAUCACCAUCCUACACACACUUGAGCAAACGCGCUCGCUAGGAGGCUGGAGUACGCUUGUGGAUGGUUUCAAUAUCGCCGAUCAGUUGCGCGUCAAUCAGCCGCAACACUUCAAAACCCUCACAGAGACUUCUGUCAAUUGGUGUGGCAUUGGUGAGAAUGCCGCUAAGGCUUUUCAUAAUGUGUGGCGUGCGCCAGUCAUUAACCUAGAUGAGAACGGCAAGUAUGCGCGCAUCAAUCAUAGUGUGCCCCGACGUGACAGCCACUUCAGCAUCGAUGUCGAUAAGGUGGCGCCCUGGUAUGAGGCUAAUGCCAUAUUUGUACGCAUGGCUUACGAGCAGGAGGUCACCUUUAAAACGGAGCCGGGUGACGUUUUGUCUUUCAACAACCUACGCAUGUUGCACGGCCGCACAGGCUAUGAUGAUAGCGAACACAAUAUACGGCACAUUCUUGGUUUCUUUGUUGACUGGGAUAUCGUUUAUUCGAAGAUGCGUGUAUUGAAGCGACGGCUUCACCAAGAGGAGCAGAAGACAUAGCGAUGCCCGCGGGAAAGAAGCGAUAAAUGUGAUGCCAAUUGGACUGGUUUACUUUAGCAUUAAGUUUCUGUGGUAUUUUAGUGAGUGAGAAAUAAAUUUGUAACAAAAUUAAUAAAUAAAAUUACUUUUAGAGUCUCCGUUAUUCUCUUGCA